Molecule: messenger RNA, 381 nt
Organism: Dothidotthia symphoricarpi CBS 119687
Lineage: Eukaryota; Fungi; Ascomycota; Dothideomycetes; Pleosporales; Dothidotthiaceae
Product: Endosulfine-domain-containing protein
Exons: 3
Cellular component (GO): cytoplasm
Molecular function (GO): protein phosphatase inhibitor activity
Source: RefSeq, a predicted model, not a curated record
AUGAACCCGCACCAACAGAACAAGGUGGACAUCAGCAAAAUGUCUCCGGAUGAGGCCCGUCUCUUCCGCCUCUAUGGAAAACUCCCGAACAAGAAGGACUUGUUGCAGAACAAGCUCAAGGAGCGCAAAUACUUCGAUAGCGGCGACUACGCUCUUUCCAAGGCUGGCAAGGCCUCAGACGCCGGCGUCACCGAGGUCGGUCGCGAGCACCCCAAUCCCGAGAAGAUCCCACACAUGGCGGCCCCGCCCACCCCCACCGGACAGGUUGGAACUCCCCAGGAGCUGGUUGGCAGCCCAGCCAAGGAAGGCAUCUCGUUCCUGCACCGCGAGUCGAGCUUGCACCGGGAAGCAUCAGCAUCCGACGACAACGAGAGCGGUGAG